AUGGGUGCAACCAGACCGGCUAGUCCGUCAGUAACGACAUCGAUAAUGAAUUGGCAAGAUGAUGGGGACCUCGGCUCUCAAUCAUUUAUGCUACCACCGAACUCAACUCCAGAUACCUCCAAUCGAUACCAGAAGCCAGGUAGCUUUUAUAAGUCCUUAGAGCCUCCUCGAGCACCACGGCCAAGGCCAACUCCAAUGCAGUUUGAGGAUAUUCCUAUGGGCUACCAGUCCCCUGUUACAUCCUCGCAUUCUAUUUUUUCUCCCCGCGACAGAUUUCAGUAUAGUCGUACAGACUCUCGCGCCAAUCUCUUGAAUACGCCAAGUACAGUAUGGAGAAGCCCCCGAACACCACCCCCUUACUCUGGCGUGAUAUCCUCUCCUAGGAAAUGGUGGCAUUGGCGACCUACAUGGUUUAUGUAUCUGUCAUUCCUCUUUGGCGUUGCUUGCGCAAUUGGUCAUCACGUAUUUUAUGCGUCUUUGAACGGGAAGCCCGCCGUCGACCAGCUCGCUAUGCUUCGAUACGGUACGGUGAUUUCAUUCGCAGCUAAAGCUGGUCUUGUAGCAGCUGUAGUCAUUGCUUUCAAGCAAAGAAUAUGGGUUACUGUGAGGAGCAAAUUUCUGAGCUUGGCGGUUUUGGAUUCCUUAUUUGCUGCGGCAGAGGAUGCGUCGGCGCUGCUCAACAUUGAGAUAUACAAACAAGCUAAGAUAGCUAUGCUCUUAGCGGCGUUUGUAUGGCUGACACCUAUAUUGAUAAUAUUGACGAGCAAUACUUUAACUAUGGAAUUAGCUUUGAGCAUAGAGAACACGACGUGCUCAGGUAUCCGGACUUUAAAUUUUACGAAAGAUGAACUCGAGGAAUGGAGGAAUCCUACCAAGUCCGAUAAUCUAUACGGCUUGUCAAUGUCGAUAUGGAAUACGACUGCGUCUGAUAUUACCUCGCCGGACUGGUUCGAUUACUACACCAGCCCCAGCAACCCCUUAAUCCGAGUUGCAACUAAUGCGGCAUUCAUGGGGCAAGCGGUGAGUAAGAGUGGCAUUAACAUCGACAUAUGUAGCUCUGGCUGGAAUUGCACAUACACUAUUAACUUUACAGCGCCAGCGUAUAAGUGUUCUGAACUUGCCAGUGGUGUUGGAUCAGAGGUCAAGACGCUUGAAAACCAGAAGCCUCCGGACGGGUUCAGCACUAAACUCCUCGUCCCCGAAGGUGAUUAUAGCUACUAUGCCUACGCGAGCGGCGGCGAAUAUUCCACCCAACAAAUGAAAGAUACUAACCCCGGAGGCAUUCCGACUAUGGAGCCGCCGUUUCCAGAAGCUUUAGGAGCAUUCCGUACCGAACCUGUAAUAUGGAUAGGGUAUUCUGUGAAAACGAAUCCGAACGAAGUGGCGCCUCUCAACAGAUCGAUGCCAGGUUGGAGCGACGCCUUCAUUCCUAAGGUGAUCGGAUGCGAGCACUACGAGACUGAUUACACUGUCAUGUUUAACCUGACUAGCGGCCAGCAGGUUACAAAAGUGACUGAGCGUAAAUUCCAACGCCGUAUUAUUGAUACGACUUGGAUCCAAGGUACGGACGCAAACGAUGGUACAAACGACAAUACCACAGCGCGGCCGAAAAGCAAUUAUAUCUACCCAAGAAAUGUUCGUCAGUACCGCCGGGUUGCAGCAUUUCAUGCGAUAGGCUCUCAGCUGCGGGGAUUCCUGAACGGUACGAUGAACUCAGCACAGCUCAACAAUCCAAUUGGAAACACGAAGGCGGAUCAAACGAAGUUACUAAACCCUAGGAACGACUAUUUCGCGUUCCCAACCCUUGCGGAUUUAGUACAAGAGUUGUACGAAGACAUGAUACUUUCGUUAUUUUCAAAUAGGCAGUUUCUAAGCGUCGUAUGGGCAGCUAAGUCGGACGUGAUGUCCGGGACAGGCGCGGGAGACGAGUCAACCAAGUACCCGUGCGUCCGGUCCCGGCUUGAGAACAGAUACAACUAUCACUCACGAGACUUGUGGAUCGUAUACAGUAUUGCUAUUUUUCUGGCCGCGGCCGGGGUAGGGUCGGGCACUCUCGCGAUCCUAGAGAACGAGGGGGUGCUGCGCAGUACGCGCUUCUCCAGCAUCGUAGCAGCAACUCGAGGACCAGCAUUGGAAAAACUGGGCUGGGUUGGAGAAGAUAGGGGUAAUUUACCGCGAGACAUUAAAAACUUAAAGGUUGGCUACGGAAUUGUUCAUAGGAUGAGCGGCCUCGAGGUUCUACAAGAGGAUACACAAUAUCCCGAAAGACGGGUUUGGGAUGGCGGUGAUGUGCAUUAUGGAUUCGGAUUAGAAGGGGACGUCCAGCAAAGGAAUGAGGGUAGUUAG
Molecule: messenger RNA, 2346 nt
Organism: Daldinia childiae
Lineage: Eukaryota; Fungi; Ascomycota; Sordariomycetes; Xylariales; Hypoxylaceae
Exons: 3
Coding region: 1-2346 (781 amino acids)
Source: RefSeq, a predicted model, not a curated record